AUGCGGAAGGUCUUGGUUUUCAUGGAUGCUAACGAAGCACCAUCUGCCUGGGAAAAUGUUUCCAGAUGGCUGCCUGCUCGAAAUGAGAACUACACCUUCUGGUGGCUGAAGACUGGCCCACAGCUUGCUGCUUUGCUUCUCCAGUCAGGCUAUAGUAUUCAUCAACAAUACGAGGCCUUGCUCUUUCAUUACCAUGUUGUGGUUCCUUGCCUCGGCCGUCGCCCGAUAUCAGUUGUACCGUCAAUGGGGCCAACUCCUGAAUGGAAGUCAUUUAUGACUGACGACUUCAGUCCCAUUGAAUAUAGCUGGAAAUGGGAUACGGGUGAUGAAAGCUCGGGGCCCGUUAUAAGAUACGGCAUUGAAGCAAUCGGACCCUACGCUGGCACAGCACUGGAUCCGUUAAACCAGACUUUGACGAAGGAACUUCUGUACCAGCUAAGCCAAGCAAUCCCAGGCAUCGAUACGACUUGGUUUCACCAUUUUGCCACCGUCUUGUACGGUUCGGAGCAACCAGAACUCACCCCAGAAAGGCACGAGACGUUGGACAUCCAAGCGCCCCCGCGCUCAUCAAUGUUCCUUGCAUUCGAGCUCCUUAAGGGACAACUCGCUGUGAAGGCAUAUUUUAUCCCUCCCAACCCCACAAAAAUGAGUGAAGCUAAAGCCGACGUGCUGGGCCGGCUCUCAAGAGUCACCCAAAGCCUAAGUGUUCCGGCAACUGCUCAGGGGGAGGCAUCACAAUGGGUGGCACUGGACGAAAUGGUAUCGUUUAUGGAUACAAGUGAACAUGGGAAAAAUCUAAUCCCAUUCAUGAUAGGUAUCGAUUGUGUGAGAGACUCGAAAUCGCGGCUAAAAGUCUACGUCCGCUCGUCUGACACUAGCUUUGACUCCGUGGUUCAGGUCCUUACCAUGGGUGGGAGACGUCAAGGAGUUGACAAGAGUAUAACGGACCUAAAAGAGCUAUGGCGUCUCACUCUGGGGCUUCCAGCGGACUUUUCAACAUCGGAGAACUUGUCACCGCUAGAACAUGCGACGGGUGGAAUGUGCUACUUCUUUGAUAUCCAGCCAGGCAUCGCCCUCCCGGACAUCAAAAUGUACAUUCCCGUUCGGCACUAUGGACAGUCUGACUUGGAAAUAGCAUAUGGACUGAGAAAAUUCCUGCAAACCCGCGGGCGAGGAGCAUACGUGGAGGGAUAUCUCAAGUCUCUGGAGGAGUUUGCCCCAUUUGAUCGCCUCCAAACGUCUUGUGGCAUACAGACGUAUAUUUCAUGCGCAUUCCAGAAAAAGGGUCUCAGCAUCACUAGCUACUUGAGCCCAAACAUCUACCAGGGUUAA
Molecule: messenger RNA, 1332 nt
Organism: Nannizzia gypsea CBS 118893
Lineage: Eukaryota; Fungi; Ascomycota; Eurotiomycetes; Onygenales; Arthrodermataceae
Exons: 2
Coding region: 1-1332 (443 amino acids)
Biological process (GO): alkaloid metabolic process
Molecular function (GO): transferase activity, transferring alkyl or aryl (other than methyl) groups
Source: RefSeq, a predicted model, not a curated record